Messenger RNA from Xenia sp. Carnegie-2017, 5573 nucleotides. RefSeq names its product serine-rich adhesin for platelets-like. Gene Ontology annotation, cellular component: transcription factor TFIIIB complex. The record is from RefSeq and is a predicted model, not a curated record. The transcript is spliced from 12 exons. NCBI's taxonomy places the organism in Eukaryota, Metazoa, Cnidaria, Anthozoa, Malacalcyonacea, Xeniidae. Gene Ontology annotation, molecular function: TFIIIC-class transcription factor complex binding. Bases 144 to 5405 code for a protein of 1753 amino acids. Gene Ontology annotation, biological process: RNA polymerase III preinitiation complex assembly.
GUUACAAAAUAGAUAUGGCGAUAUUUACAUUCAUCAUGGCCGAACGCAACCGAUUGUAUUUGCUUAGAUUUGUUUGCAACUAGAGAAAUAUUUCAUGAAUUGAAUUGCUAGGACGUGUAGAAUAAUGAUAAUUUCUGAUAAGAAUGAGAAGAAGGUUCAAACCGGCGCUUGUAGAGUCGUAUUGCGAUAAACGAGGCAACUCCAAAACUGAAACUGUUUCAAAUGAAAGAAGGCGAGCUCGCUUCAAACCAAAAGUUGCAAUACUCUCAUCUUCUCAAAAGGUUACUAGUCAGUCUUCACGAAAAUCUCUGCAAUCAAAUCAAAAGGAAAAUGAAACCCAUGAAAACAGUUCAACUGCUGCUAAAUCCGUUUCCUCUACCGUUGUGCCAAGUAGCAAUGGUCAACAACCUUUGUGUGAUAUAGCUACAAAACUACAACAUGAUAAAGAUAAUUUCUGUAAAAACAUUGAUGAUGUAUGUGAAACAGUGGCAGGAAUCAACAGUCAACCUAUAUCUCAUGGCAGCCUAUCUGUGGACUCUGCUGCUGGAUCUCCCACAAAUCAAUUGGCAGUUGCCAAGCAACAUGAUGCAAGUUCAUCAACAAUGUACACAGUAUCAAACCAUUUUCCCAAGACAACCAUGUCAAAUAUUCAAAACACUGAAGGCUUUGACUUAACUCAAACUGGUUCGAAUUCAAAAGUUUCAAGUCAUAGGGAAGAAAUUCAUGCACAUGUUGAAGAUAAUACAUCAUUGAACAAUCAGAAUUCAACUGACUUUGCUGAUGAAGAUGAAAUAGCACCAAAUCCUCUGCAUGUUUCUAGCCCACUGGUUUCUAAUCAGAUAAGUGAGCGGAUUUCCAACAAUGGUAUGCUAAGUCUUGCAACUUUGACAAAAUAUGACAGACCAAGUGUAAAUCAUAAGUCGUCUAAUCAGUUGACCAGACGAGAACAUAUUAAACCAAAAGUUAGCUUACAAACAAAAAUGUCAAGGAUAUCAGACAAUGUCCCAACACCUCUUGUGUGCAAUAAUACGUCAAUAUCUCAAUCUGAAAAUGUUUCAACACUUCUAUCCCCAAGAACUGCCUGCAUAUCUUCUCAAUCAUCUGAGGACACUGUUUUCCUAUCAUCAACUACAAAUGUUUGUACUUCAUCCUCAAACAAUGAUCCUUCAAUUGAAGUAUCCAACCUUCCUACAUCAUCCAUAGAUGUUUCCAUACCUCCAUCAUCCAAAAAUUCUCUUCAUAAUCUAUCAUCCAAUAAUACUGUUUCUCUUUCAGUAUUGGACAGUAAUACACCACCUUCUUCAUCGAACAGUCAAUCUACAGUUCAGUCUUUAAGUGAUACUGCUACACUUUUAUCAUCUAACAUUUCUCGCACACAUCCAUCAUCCAAAGAUCCAUCCACACUUCCAUCACCUAGUAAUACUAGUGCACUUCCAUUAUCCAAAAUUGCCCCCAUUAUUCCCUCAUCCAACAGUCAAUCUGCAUUUGAGUCUUCUAGCAACACUGCUGCACUUUUAUCAAGAAGCAUUUCUCCCACACCUCCACCAUCAAUCAAUCCAUCUUCACUUCAGUCUUCUAGCAGGGUUUCUUCAAAGAAAUUUCAAGACGAUUUGGAAAUCAGAGCGACACAGGAUGACACGAAUCGAGCGAUUCAAUCAUUUGAAGCGGCAAAUGGCAUUUCAAGUUUUUCUGGAAAUAAAUCUACCCGUUGUGAGUCCCUAUCGAUCAACUGUAAGUCCUCGAGACUUGAAGCUGAAAGUCAUGUUAAGGUUGCUAGCCCUCUUGUUAGAAGGGCACGUUUUAAACCAAAAGUAGGAGUUCCAAAGGUGACUUCAAAUGCUGCUACGGAAAAGGUUAGUCAAAAGCUGGUUGGACUUCGUCGAAACAAUUUUCCAUCAACUGACACAGUUCAUCGUAUUGACGACAGCAAUACGUCCGCUGAAAGUCCAGUGACGUCACAGAGUAUAGAUUCGACACCAUUAAACUGUCCACCACUUGUUGAGGAUAGAACAAUUGUUUUUCAACCAAUGGACACCGAGGAAGAUGGCAAAGAAGCGAACGAUGACUCUAACUUAUGCUACCUUGUUAAUGCUGAUGAUUUAUUGAAUACAAUAUUGAAUGAAGUGACCAUUCAUUCCGUCGAUCAGUCUUCGAACACGUUAGAGGAUGGAUCUAUGGAUAUCUCUGCAGCAGUAGUCCACCGGGAUGAUAUCGUAUCCACCGGGAUGAAAUCGUAUCAGAGUACAGUGGAAGGUACUUUAAAUGAAACUUCUGACCAAAUGUCUAAUUUUGUUGAUGAAUCCCGUAAUGUCGAUACGCGGGCAAGCUGCUCAAAACAAAGUGUCUCACAAUCGGGACUUGUAAUUAAACGUCGGCGUGCUGGAAAGAGGAAAAAACCACCGACUUUUGCCGAGGAAACUGUCGUAUUUGAUAUAUCUAGUCUACCCAUAGCGACCAACAUCGAGGUAGAGCCUGAACUCACCGGUCAACUUGAUCAUCCGUUGUUGGAACUUCCGGAAGACUUGAUUAAAGAAGAUACUGGAAAUUGUUCGAAAAAUUCCAGAGAAUCGUCAGGGACCUCGUCAACACUGAAACAGCGAGCACGAAAGAGAUACACCGAUACACGAAAAGUUGUUUUAUCAAGAAACAAAAAUCAGGCAUCCCGUUUAGUUGAGGCUACCGUAUCAUGUGGUAAAGACGAUGCGGUUCGUUUAGGACAAAAAACUUCGAUUCAUUCAAGUGGCAGCGUUAGCAGUGAUGCGGUUCGUUUAGAAGAAAUCACUUCAGUUGAAUCAAUUGGCAAUCUCGAAGAUGGUAUGGAUGAUUUAAGGAUGACUACAAAAACCAUACCCACACUAGGAAAUAAUGAUAUAACAUCAGCUAGGGAGAACUGUGAAAUGGCAUCAUCAGGGGAUCGUGGUUGUACCUCGUCACGUGCGAUCUGUGUUAGUGAACCUCAAAAUAAUGCAACAGUUGAUAACUCAAGUUGUCAAAAUUUAAGAAGGCGAACACGAGUCGUGCCAAGGAUUCAAAUUGGUAGAAAAUCAAAGGUAUCGAAGAACCAAAAAGCUCAAAAUGCUGCCGUUGCUCAUAGUGACAGGACUGAUCAUGAUUCUUUCACCACAAAUACAAUUCCAGAUGGAACUUUGAAUGUUGAGACUGGACAGGCUGACAGCGAUCUCAGUGGAACAGCCAGUGCCGUAUUGAAUGCGGAUGUAAGGGGAGCCUCUACCGAUUUAAACUGGAACAAUGAAAUUCCCGCGCAAACAACAAAGGCAUUAUCGCCGUUUCGCGUAAGUAAUGGUACAACUAAUGAUAACAGCGCGGUUUCUUCUUCUGCUACGAACUCAAAAUGUCCGAGUCCCUUCAGUGGUGCUGUUGUGAAUGCGGAAGAAAAGAGCUUUGAAAUGUUAAGUGGCAUCGACGAAAAUGGUGGUCCUUCUAAUGAAUCGCACAAUGUUGCCUCUGUCCUUUCUUUUGGAAACGACCAUACAAGUGGGGAGAAAUCUAUGAGACAUGAAACCACGGAUGAGCCUCCCGUAUCCGGCGUGGUGACAUUACAAUCACCAAUACUAGGGUUGUCCCUUGGCAUUUCAGAAUCCACCAUUGAAGAUUCCAUACGAAGCACGUUGGAGUCGUUACCAAAUACGAACGAAUGUCAAGAAUGCCCAGAUUUAGUGCCCAGUCUUAAGACUGUUGGUGAUAAUAUGCUGCAACAAAGAGUUGGCACAUCGCUAACGCAACCUGGUACUUUGGAAGAUAAUGUUGCUAGAACAGUAAGACGCUUAUCACAAGAAGCUUUGAUAGAGGGUUCACCGCAAACGUUGCCAGAGGAUGAUCGAACAGCGGGCAUUGGAAAUGACGGAGAAAACGAUGAAACCUUCUCGUCACGCGUUGCUUCGGGUAAACGACGAAAAGAGCAAGCUAGUUCAAAUAAAGAACUAAAGAAGUCGAAUACGCCGAGAUCUAAAUUAAAACCAAAACCUACUUUACAAAGGAAGCAGAAAUGUCAAGGAAAGGACAGGGAGUCUAUUAAUGCUGGUAAGGUAGUGGGGGAUAGUUCUCUUGUUCAAAAUGGGACAUCCGAUGAUGUCAAUGAUCUAAACAGGACAUUGCAGGACAGCAGUACGUGUAUGAAUGAGCCAGUGCCGAAUACAUGCGGACAGAUACAGACUUCAUGUCUAUCGGAGAACACAUUACAAAAUAAUUUUGUUCCGCAGGACAACGUGGAGGAAUGGGUAGAAAGUGGUUGCCCGAGCAACAGUUGUGUGCAACUGGAUACUUCGGUUGCGGACACCAUAUUGCGUAAUAGUUUGAUCGAGAACAGUCUUAUGACGCAGGAAAGUACCGUUAUAACACACGAAAUAGUAAGUAACUAUGAUCCAGACGUAUCCACUCAAGAGACCUCGACGUCUAAGUCCAAGAAAGGUAAAGGUAAGACUCCCAAACCGAAAGUUCCCAGGAAACGAGGGCGAAAGCCUGCAAAUGCUAAAGAUAACGAAAGCUGCAAUCAAACAGAUCAGGGAAACAACGAGGAAACGCGUGAAUCAGGCACGAGCGGAACAGCUACUACGCCCACUGUUGACAAUCGACAUGGAACAACUGCUUCUCAAAAGAGGCCGAGGGGGCGACCGAGAAGCUCCAAUAAAACACCCAAUCCGAACUUGCAGAACAACACUGCUCCAACUGUCGGGAGACCUCGAAAGAGAAAAAGGAAGGAGCAAUAUGAAGUUCGAGAAGAUGGAGAAGUUGACGUCGCGAAGAUGAAAAUAAGCGACAUGAUCUAUUAUAAUCCUCUUACGAAUCCAAUGAAUUUCGCUGAUGAAAAUGAAACGCCGACGUCGUUUUUUGCCGGUGGUGCCAGUGCAGAAAGUAGACAGUCUGAGACUGUUUUGCCCGCGGUCGAAACGGAUUCUAAUGAAAAUCGAGGAGAAGCGAGCAAAGCCACUGUUUGUGCUCCUCAAGUAAGGAUUGACGCUGACGGUAACAUCGUAUUAGACGAAGAAAGCAUGGUCAUCGAUUCGACGCCCGUUCAGGACAAUUUGCAAGGAGAGGUUGUUUUUGAAAACGCGGAUCAGCAAUACAACGCGUUGAAGAGGAGAAAGAACAUUGAACGAUGGACAAAAAAAGAAACUUUGUAUUUCUACGAAGUAUUAACUCAAGUUGGCACGGAUUUCAGUUUAAUGGCGAAGCUCUUCCCGAAAAGAAACCGAACCGAGCUUAAAAAAAAAUUCAAGAGGGAAGAAAAAAUCAACCGAGACUUGAUAGAUAAAGCUUUGAGCCAAAGAAUACCAAUUUCAGCCGACCUAUUCGCCGACUGCCUGGAGGAAACAGAGGAAGAGAUGCAGCGAAAUCUUAUGGAUUCUGAAACGGCUGACCCUGUAGCGCAGGCUAGAAGGAAAUAACACUGUAUACAGCUCAAUACAGAGUGACAGUUUUAACAAUGCGUGUAGUAUAGAAAUAGUUGAUGUGAAUAAAUAUAAUCUACGUAUUGUGUUCUAUUUAUAAAACAGAUCGCGUUAAAGGAUACAUUUGUACAACUUAUAUGUUAAAUAAAAAGAAUUGAAGCUAUA